GGGUGGGGGUCAGGAUCACCGCCGGGUCGGGGCGGGGCGGGCCGGGCCGGGGCACAAGGCAGGUCGUCCUGUUGAAGCAAGGGCUGCUGAUCAACAACAUGGGAGCUUAACCCAGCGCAGCCGACACAUCAUUGACAGCAGUAUGGGUUUCAGAAACAAAUGUCCUCCAAAGUCUUGUGACACAUUCGUGGCUUUGCCUCCAGCAACAAUCGAUAAUCUGAUCAUUUUUGGAAAAAACUCAGACAGGCCUUCGGAUGAAGUCCAGGAAGUUGUUUUCUUCUCUGCAGCAACUUAUCAACCAGGAGAUAAGGUGGAGUGCACGUAUCUAACGAUUGAUCAGGCUGAAAAGACACAUGCUGUUGUUCUUAGUCGUCCUUCCUGGUUAUGGGGAGCUGAAAUGGGUUCUAAUGAACAUGGCGUAUGCAUCGGCAAUGAGGCAGUCUGGGGAAAAGAAGAAGAAGAUAGCAAAGAAGCCCUACUGGGAAUGGAUUUAGUAAGACUUGGGCUGGAACGGUCUGAAACAGCAGAGAAGGCAGUCGAUGUUCUCACCAAUCUGCUGGAGAAGUACGGACAGGGUGGAAAUUGCAUGGAAGAUAAAGUUACAUUUACAUAUUACAACAGCUUUCUGAUUGCUGACAGGAAAGAAGCAUGGAUAUUAGAGACUAUUGGUAAAUACUGGGCAGCAGAAAAAGUUGCAGAAGGGGUACGGAAUAUUUCCAAUCAGCUUUCCAUAACAACAAAGAUCAAUAAGGAACACCCAGACCUGAGAAGUUAUGCAAAAGAACGAGGCUGGUGGGAUGGAAAAACAGAGUUCAAUUUCACUGCUGCGUAUUCCUAUCAGGACCCUUCUAAUGAAUUGGAUAAUCGAUAUUGUGCUGGCCUCCAGCUUCUGAAUAAGCAUAAAGGACAUAUUAGUGUUGAAACCAUGAUGGAAAUUCUCCGGGACAAAGAAAGUGAUAUUAACAUGGAAGGUGGCUUCACGACUACAGGAAGCAUGGCUUCCAUUCUUCCAAUGGACACCAGUCUCCAUUGCAUUCAUUUCUUAACAGCUACUCCCUAUCCUGAGAGGUCAGUUUUCAAACCGUUUAUCUUUGUUCAAAAUAUGAGGCAGUUUUUACAGACAAGUUCACCUUCAUUUGGUCCUGAUGAUCCAGUGAAAAAGACCCCGCGGUUCCAAAGUAAACCGGACAGAAGACAUGUACUCUACAAGAAGCAUGAAGUGGCGGCUGAGUACAUGGGCUCAAAAAGGACUAAAGGGUCUAAGAUGCUCCAAGGAAUAAAAGAACUGGAGAAGAAGCAACUUGAAACUGCAGAGGAUGUCCUACAGAAUGGAAUACCAGAUACAACACAAGUUGUUCACAUCUUCCCCGAUUGUGUAGCUGCGGAAAUAGCAAUUUAUGAUGUGUGAUUAGCCAAUCCUGUUGCAUAUUUCUGGUUUGAAUAUACUUGUUGGCACGAAAAUGUGAUAAAUAAUGAAGAACCUACCAUAUAAAUUAUCAAAUUAUGCAAUAAUAUCCAAUAAUUUGUUACACAAAGGAUAAAAAUAAAACAAUUUGUAUAUUUCCCAGUA
Leucoraja erinaceus (little skate) is the source of this 1570-nucleotide messenger RNA. It is a transcript of the gene scrn3, whose product is annotated as secernin 3. The transcript has 8 exons. Gene Ontology annotation, molecular function: dipeptidase activity; cysteine-type exopeptidase activity. Gene Ontology annotation, biological process: proteolysis. The record is from RefSeq and is a predicted model, not a curated record. NCBI's taxonomy places the organism in Eukaryota, Metazoa, Chordata, Chondrichthyes, Rajiformes, Rajidae. The coding region runs from base 143 to 1408 and encodes 421 amino acids.